Messenger RNA from Lodderomyces beijingensis, 2292 nucleotides. The record is from the annotation of a GenBank genome assembly. NCBI's taxonomy places the organism in Eukaryota, Fungi, Ascomycota, Pichiomycetes, Serinales, Debaryomycetaceae.
AUGACGUCACAGAAACGACUGCCACUGAAGCAACAACGUGUGCCAUCACCAAGAAUGGUUGAUCUUUUUGAUAACGAAGGAUCAACACCUAACACCAACACCAGCGCCAAACCAACUACCACUAAACCCACUCCGAGUUAUAUGAGUGGCAAUCACACUGGAUCAUUAGAUGGAUAUUUUCAAGAAAACUCUCUCGAGUUUAAAAGUUUAGGUGAAGUGGAUGAAUUAAACUCCUCACAUAACAACUGUGACACUACUACAGCUGCUGCUCUUGGAAACCUUAAUAACUCGAAUACUGAUGCUUCUGAUACCCUAGAACCCAACGACAACACCAAGACCAAUAAUGGUGUAUCGUCAUCGUCCAGUGAUAAAAAAGAUUUCUAUGGAGGAAAUAACACCAGUAGUGGUAGUAACAACGCUAGUGAACCCAUCGAGGCAAGGCCACGAAUACCUAAACUGAAAUCGUCCAUUGCUUCGCCAACGUCACUCAAACCACCCAAAAACAAUCUACAGAAGCAAACGUUGUUAAAUGCAGCUGAAUUGAAAUCACUGUCAUCGAGUAUACCGCGAUCUCCUCAGCAGUCGGCAAAGCUACAGCGAUCACCCAAUUCAGGCAAUCGGCUAUCUAGUUUGUUCAAGCUGAAAAAUCAAUCAGAGACGAACUUGACUAGCUUGAAUCUAAACCACAAGGAUCGAAGAUCGACUUCAUCGACAAAUCUCUUGAAUAUAUCGAGUCCAUCCUCUCAGACUCCUGCGGGCACUACUACUACUACUAAUAAUAAUAACUUUUUUUCCAAGUCUAGUGAUAAUUUGAGGAACUUGGGCAUCAGCAUGGGUCAUCACUCGCGUUCUAAUAGCAGUGGGUCGAAACUACAUUUACCCACUACGCCACCACUUGGUUCAAGUCUAGAUGAUUCUAAUAAUGGUGGUGGUGGUUAUUUCAACUAUGAUAGAAAACAGAGUGGCCAGAUUAGAAGAUUGAAAAAUGGAGAAGAUUUCAACGAUUUCAAUGGCUCGCUAGCAAGUAGCAAGAAUUCGGGUAUUUCGAUGAAGAACUUAGCAGCAAAUGGUGAUCGAAACAAGAAUGGUGGUGGUGGUGGUGGUGGGAUGCUCGAGUCACCGCCGAAUAAUUAUGAGCUAUUGACUAGUCCUCGAUUUCUUCGAGAUUUGAAAAAGGGAGUCAAUCCCAAUGUCAACAAUGGCAGCUUUGUUGAUUUCACCAGCUAUCGAAAUGGAUCGUCGCACGCUGUAGCUAAAACCAGCACGCAUUCACGCACCGAUCUGAAGAAUCGACUUGUUGAUCAGUUUUUUAAGCAGGAUCUGGGCAAACUCAACUUGGGGUCGGGAUCGCCUUUAAAUUCCAUUGCUACGAGUUUAAACCGGGAGUUUUUAUCUUCGUUACAGUUGCAACAGCCCAACAACAACAGCAACAGCAACAGCAACAAUAACAAUAACAAUAAUAAUGUUAUUAAUGGGGGAAGUGGAGGUGGAAGUGGACGAACUACACCCCGACAGGAAGAGCGCAAAUUCAAAUGGCCCGAACCACCGUUGCUGCAGCGGAAAAACGACAAGAGCGUUGAGAUUCAAGGCGAAGACGAUCCUUUAGACGAGGACAAGAGCGAAUGUAAGAAUAUGCCAUUGAAUUUGGAAUCCAGCGAAGCCAUCGUUUAUUCGAUCUUGGAUAGCGGCGGAUUUGAAUUUCGAUAUGAUGAGAAACAAAUUAUAGAGAAUGAUAGAUUGGUCAAUUACUUAUUAAACAUUGACAACAUCAUUGACAAUAUCGAGAAGAGCGGCAACGACAAGAAUAAGCAUAAUCCCUAUGAGCCGUUGGUUAAUAUCAUGUCGGUGAUUCUGGAGAAAUUAAUGAUGAAGCAAAAAGCGAUACUCUUUUCACCGGUGGAGAACCCUUCGUUGGUUCAACUUGAGUUGAUCACGAGUUAUCUUGACUUGCUCAAGGGCGACAUCGCCAAGAUGAAGCAUGAAUUGAGCUCGAAUUUGCAAGUGACUGCCGAUAAGCAUAAGGAGGAAAUCACGCGCAACGUGACGCGAUUAAACCAAGUUGCCCUGGACUUGCAAGAGCUUGAAAACAAGUCUGUGUAUUACAAGGAUAUAAUCCAACAUCACAAGCAUUUGAUCAAUGUUGAGAUGAGCGGCAAAUUGGACUUGUUGGAGGAUAUCAACAGUAAGCUCAUCCAGCAUAAGAAGAGUCAGCGGAAUCAGAAGUUAAUCCGGGUGAAUUGUUUUGUUGCCGGACUAGUUGCUGUUUUAGCUGCUAUUUGGUACUUUAUAUAA